This is a messenger RNA of Porites evermanni, 5799 nucleotides long. The record is from the annotation of a GenBank genome assembly. NCBI's taxonomy places the organism in Eukaryota, Metazoa, Cnidaria, Anthozoa, Scleractinia, Poritidae.
GACCAUUCCCGUGUACCGUUGCCAUUAAUUGAUGAUGUCAAGCACUCUGACUACAUCAAUGCUAAUUACCUGGACGUAUGUAUUUAUUUUGUAUUGUAGCAAUUAUCAGAUGGGUUUAGUUACACGGAGUUUUUCAUGGAGAUCCUUGCACCUUGCACCUAUCGCGUAGUCAUGUUGAUCGUUGGGGUACCACGGACAUAGCAACCCUUUUUCUCCAUUUGAUUUUUUUUUUUCAGCUUCUCUUAGGGCGUUGCAAAACCUCAACCCUGCCCACUCAGAGAUAUGAUUCUCCCAACGUUUCUUUUGUUGGCCCCUUCUUCUCCCUCCUUGCACUGUUGCUUGUAAAAUUGUCAUCGUAGGGCCCAAUGGCUUGCCUGACUCUGUCUCUGACUGCGUCGUUAGUGAUGUGGUCUCUGCAUGAGAUGCCAAGCAGAUUCCUAAAGCAUCUCAUCUCAGUGGCCUGCAAUUUCUUCAGAGAUCGUUACGGUAGUGUUGUUGAUGAGGGACGGUGUAGAUUUAAUUUUGUUUUCAGCUUCUCUUAGGGCUUUGCAAAACCUCAACCCUGCCCACUCAGAGAUAUUAUUCUCCCAACGCUUCUUUUGUCGGCCCCUUCUUCUCCUUCCUCGCACUGUUCCUUGUAAAAUUGUCUUGACAAACCCUCCUGAUCUUGAAACAUGCCCAAACCACUUUAACUUACGUUUCUUUACUGUGGUUAACAUAUCAUCGUAAGGCCCAUGGGCUUGCCUGAUUCUGACUGCAUCGUUAGUGAUGUGGUCUCUGUAGGAGAUGCUAAGCAGAUUCCUAAAGCAUCUCAUCUCAGUGGCCUGCAAUUUCUUCAGAGAUCGUUACGAUAGUGUUAUUGAUGAGGGACGGUGUAGAUUUGUCACCAUACCGGAUAGCUUAUCAUGUCGACUUGCAAAAUAUCCCGGCCUGGUUUGAACAGAGACGGCCCAGAACUUGAACAAGUCGUUCACACACAUCAAGCAUCCUGCCAGAGCGGUUGGCCGAGUGGGUUUGGUGCACUAAAUCCCAGUCCUCACUCCUUAAUAUUUACUUCCACAUUAGCGGAUUCUCGUCCUCGCUCCUACUCAUUUACCGUCUCCCUGGUCCAUCACAAACAAUGGAACCAAAACCUUUUCCGAUGUGCAACGAUCCACUUUCAAGAUCGGCGCGGCGCUGCCUCGCCGUUCUUAUGUGUGAACCAACGCGCUAUUCGAUGUGGUUUUCGUACCGGCGUGUGAACUUUCGAGUAGCAGACGUAGCCUAAACUUCUUACUUGGCGGGGGGAAUGCACUUAUUUUGUUUUAUUCUCCCGGAGAAAAAUUAUGAAGUCGAAUUUGGUUUAUUCAUGCUACUUCUCAGACGAAUGUUGUCAGUCUUUCUUGUCUCCAGGUGCUCGCAAUGCCCAUACUUUGCUCGCUUUCCGCGCUCAUUCCCAGAUCACUGUCCCUGCACUCGCUGUUACAAGUAAACCAGGGAAGGCUAUCGAGGGAGAAAGACCCAGGCGGGGGGCGGAGGGUACUUCCUAAUAAUAGGCUAAUGGAGAUGUGCCGCUGGAUGGGGUCACUUUUUCCCGACUGGGUUGACUAUAAUGGGGUUGUAAUUUUCAAUCGAGUUACCACAAUGGGGUCGCACAUUUUCAGGAUUUUAAGGGUCAGAAAAUUCAGGUUGGUAGGGAUUUAAAUGGGAAGAUUUUUACGGCAUUUAUAGUUUAACAAAUGUGUCAAUUCAUUUCAGUAAGACCUAGUCAAAAGGCUUUCAGGGUGCAAAGAAAGUCAUUUUUACAGUUUGCCAUUCGGGCAAGCUGAAGCUAACAUUGACUAGCACAAACAUCAUUUCAACUAGCCCCAAAAACGUUUUGAUGAGCAUGAAAAGAUUGAUUUCACAGUUCUUCUGUAAUUUGAAUUCCUCAAAAAAACUUCACUUGUCCAUCGGGCAAGUUAAUAACAGAAUUCACUGGCCCGAUAGCAAAAUCCACUAGCCCAGGGCUAUCGGACACUACUUUCUUUGCACGCUUGGCUUUAUAAGGUAGAUGCAUAAACAGAAAGUGACGAAGUUGGGAUCGCGAAAAUUACAUUCGCCCAAAACUGACUAAGAUGGUGUCUAUAAUUGGCCAAAAAAAAUAGACUUAAAUGGGAUAGGGGUUCUGAGAGGCCAGCGGCACAUACUCAGCAAAAAUUAACCCAAGUAAGCCCCCUGGAGAAGGCCCUGGAUUGCUGCAAAGAGAUGUGUCCUUCUCUGUAUAAUAUUACAUCAAGCGCAUCACGUAUUCUGAUUUUCUGCCAGGGUUAGGCUCCAAAAACAGCUCCAGUCUUAUUCCUGCGGUCUUGUUUUUUGAGGCUUGCUUAGUAAGAGUAUCCAAGACGAACUCUCUGUCUUUUAGCUAGAGACAGACACUAUUUGACCCUCUGAACAUUUUCUAAUUGCUUUAUAUUACAGGGUUAUGAUGGAACUCCGAAGUCCUACAUCGCUUGCCAAGGUAAGUUUUUUGUCUCUAAAGAAACUAUUCAGGGUAAGCCCAAGGUUUAUCGCUAUCUCGGCCUGAAAUGUUGCCGAGACUAGCUAACAAGUUUUGUUCUGUAGUUUUUAUUUCUGAAAGUGACUGCGGACCAGUAUACAAAGUGAAGUGAAUACAAUAAACAAAUCGGAGGCGAAGAUACUAACUUUAUCCACCCACCAAGUGCGAGAAAUUUACAAUUUCUGCCUUUGCUUUUUUAAGUGGUGCGAAAAUAAUGAUUUAGUGUUGUAUUCCAAUGCAAAGCGUUUGCAAAGUUACGAUCCACACUUAAUGAAAUGUCACUUAUUCUAGGCCCAGUGCCAGGGACUUACCAAGACUUUUGGAGGAUGAUUUGGCAGGAAAAAGUGUCAACUGUUGUCAUGUUGACAAGGCUUGUUGAGCAUGGUCGGGUAAGACUAAGUUUGUUUUAACGUCGUUCUGAAAGCUACUUAGUAUGAAAAAAAGCUUUGUGUUAAAUGGCCUUUGUCCUUAAAUGAGAGCAAUUCUUGGAUAGAAAUGUAUUUGAACGUCGGUAGCAGAUGUUAAGCGAAUAUUUUCCCGAGCUCCUUUUGCAGAAAGUUUUAACACUGCUUUUUCUAUUAUGGUUUAUCCUCUCAGCCAAAAACGCAUCCCUAAUAAGGUAUGUGACAGUCGUUGAUGGUUGCUACUUCAUAACGUAGACGUAAACGUGCCAUCAGUAUUCGUGUUUGCCUCAGAAUUUCCGGCCGAAGUUCGGAAAAUGCAAAUCUCCUAGAAAUUCCUGACACUUCCUUUUCCAUGUGAUUUAUUCACCUAUCCUGAAAGCGCAUCAUUAUUGAGAUAUUAAGUAAAUUUGAAUGUUUUCUUUUGUUGUUGUUUUACUCUAUGUGCUCCAGACGAAAUGUCACCAGUAUUGGCCAGAUAAAUCCGAGACCUACCACGAAAUAACUGUUUCCAAUCACAAAACAGAGAAGUUUGCUGACUACGCCAUUCGUACAUUUGUUCUGUCAAAGGUAUGUGCCUUCAGCAGUAGUAGUCAAAAGCCAAAGUACACAAAAAUUCCAAAUUUAUUUUGAUUGACUGAUUGUUGUGUUUUUGUCACUUUACAGGUUACAUAUACUGAAAAAUAUAGAAAAGGUUAUAGUGACGGGGAAGCCUGAACUGGAAGCCUGGGGCUUAGAUUGGGUCCAGGCUCCCCUUAGAUUAGUUUAAGUAGACAUAAAUAGGAAGCUUAAGCAACGACGUCGACGCCAGUGAAAACGUCCCUAAAAAAUGAAUUUGCGUCCUUUCAAACUCUAUCGCGUCUGGUUGAACCCGCUCAAUUUGUCAAAUGUGGGCGAUUUUUCCUGGAGUUGAAUUCGUAAGGACUUUAUCCGUGUUCAAAAAGAGAAAGGAAAAUUUAUAAUCGUGUGUUCAGGUCCUCAAUGAAACGUGGUAUUAGGAGAUUUUACGGCGUAGCCGUGCAGUGGACGUCAAAGAAAUGUACUAAAUAGCGGGAUGCACGUGCAGAGCUGUUGUUUUGCUCGUAAAACCAAUUUUUUUUACGUUGUCGUCGUCGUCGUCGUCGUUGUGAUUGCUUAACCUUCGUACUAACGAAGGAGAGACGGCGCGAUUUUACGAAACAAACCCCAAUAUAAACUAGGAUACAGAAAAAAAGAAGAAGAAUACAACUUAAUUACAUAGUUACAAAAGUUAUUCACAAAAAUAGGGUGGCAUAUUUUACUUUUACAUUUUCGAAAGGUCUUAGAGAAAUAAAUAACAUCAUGCAAAUGUUCGACCGAAGAGGAUUCAUUUGGUAACACUUUAUGAUUUCGUCCGCAGAUUUAAAAUAUAAUUAUACAAAAGGCAAAUCACCUCACCAUAUGUCUGUUCAUGGGUGAAAGGGUUUCUAAUAUUUAAUCAUGCAAAGAGGGGCAGCUUUUUACUGAAUUCAGCGUGGUGAAUUCGUUUCUGAAAUCUUUUUAAGCGGAAACACCUUUAAGUGGCUGUGUCACGGCGGUCCGGUUCAUUUUGUUUAAUUUUCCCAGUUACUCGCCCUCCGUCGCUAUGGAAGUUAAAGUAAGCAAAGAAAUUAAAUGAAAAUGACAAAAUCAGAGAUUCGAAACAAACAAAUAUGUCUCCUGAGCAUUAUUUUUGAAGUUGCAAACAGCAGAGAUCAACUUUGAAAAACUGUUAGUGUUAGACUGAACAGUUUUCAAAAACCCUAAUUUCAAUCCGUUUCAAUCUUCUUCAGUUUUGCCCAUCCGUGGCAUCUGUUGUAUCUGUUGUGUUAAUUUAACCUUCCCUUAAUGUUUUAAGCGGUUAUUUUUACGUUUCUCUUAAUUUAACGGGCAUUUUGUAAUUACCUAAUUAGGCUGAAUUUCGUGACUCGGCGCCUUUAAGUGGCCAUGUCAAUCAAUCAAUCAAUCAAUUUAUUAACGUCAAUACGUGGGAUGGGGUUGCCCCGAUCAUCCGAGCCAGAGGCUCAUGUAUAAAACGCAUGUCUCGAAUAGAGUGGUUUUCGUUUGAGUGUCGUAAAACCAAAACCAAAGUAAUUACUCUGGCCAAUCACAUAGGACACAGACAAUACAUUGAACCAAUCAAAACUCGAAGUAAUUACAUGUGGCUGACGCAAAGCGCGGGAAAAUCGUGUGAGCGCGUCACAAUUGGCUUUGGUUUUACUUCUGAUUGGAUGAAAAGGUGGCGCGAAUCUUUUAAGCCAAUCGCAUCGUGUAGAAAGUGCAAAACCAAUUACUUUUCGACACUCAAAUGAAAACCGCUCUAUACUGCUGUUAUAGGUUAAUUCGGUGCUGAAGUCAUUACUUAGUGCCCUUACUCAUACACAAAAUACUCCGGUAGAAUCAUAAAGAAAAAAAAAGGUAUCAUUAGAGAGCACUGACCACAACAAGUUUCAAUCAAUUACCAUCCUUGCCAUCUGUGGCAACAGACGACAACAACAGUUUCAAUGCCUAAAUACAGUCUUAAAUAUCAAAACUGGGCAAUUAUUUUGUGGAAUUUAACUGAUGCAAAGAAACGCUUUAGCUUUAAAGAAAGAUAGUAAAUAGUGUGGCAUAGCUCAUUUAAGUGUAUUGCUAACCAGGAAAUGCGGUACUCUCAGUCGUUUCCAUUGCAAGGCCUUCAUCUUUUAACAGAAGAGUAAAGACACUUGUAUUAUUUUCACACAGAGUGGAUCCAAGGAAACACGCCAAGUUCAGCAAUUUCAUUUCCUUGUCUGGCCUGACAAAGGCGUUCCUCGACAUGCCACCGCUGUUCUUGGUUUGAGGACAAAGGUUCGAGCCAAGCACAAGGAUUGUAAAUCUCCUCUGGUUGUCCACUGCAGGUAA